UGAGUAAAAACAUGGCAAGGUUUUGUUGCCUUGACACUUAUUCUUAUGCUUUGUUUUUUAUUUCUUCUCUUGUAUUAGCUUUUCACUUUCAUGCCUCUGAGGCACAAGCUCAUCCCCAAGUAGUCAAGGGACUCUCAUUUUCUUUCUUCUCCAAAACCUGUCCCAACCUUGAAACUGUAGUGAGAGACCAUCUUUCAAAGGUGUUGAAGAAGGACAAUGGCCAAGCCCCUGGCUUGCUCCGUAUAUUCUUCCAUGAUUGCUUUGUAACGGGAUGUGAUGGGUCAAUUUUGUUGGAUGCAAAAGGAGGCAAAGAUGAAAAGGGUGAAAUAAAAAAUGUAGGAAUAAGAAAGGAAGCAUUAAGAACAAUUGAUGACAUUCGUAGUAUUGUGCACAACAAGUGUGGAAGGAUAGUCUCAUGUGCUGAUAUCACUGUCUUAGCUGCUCGUGAAGCUGUUUUCCAAUCAGGAGGCCCUUUAAUUAAAGUACCACUUGGAAGAAGAGAUAGUCUAACAUUCAACACAAAAGCAACAUCAAAAAUUCCAUCUCCCUUUAAGAAAACCAAUGAAACAAUCAAAACAUUUGCAGAACAAAACUUUGAUGUCACAGAUGUUGUUGCCUUAUCAGGUGCACACACAUUUGGUCGUGCACACUGUAGCACAUUCUCCAAGAGGCUCUCUUCAAAGGACCCUACAAUGGAAAAAUCCUUAGCCAAAAGCCUCAAAACUAGAUGUCCAAAUGCAAGCUCAGACAAUACAGCAAACUUGGAUUUGAGAACACCAACAUUUUUUGAUAACAAAUACUACCUUGAAUUAAUGAAUAGUCGUGGUUUGUUCACUUCUGACCAAGACUUGUUCAAUGAUAAGAGAACAAAGGGAUUAGUCACUUCAUUUGCCAAUAAUCAGAAGCUGUUUUUUGAGAAGUUUUCCGUUGCUAUUACUAAGAUGAGUCAAUUGAGUGUGUUGACGGGUAAUCAAGGUGAAAUUCGCGCUAAGUGCAAUGUUGUAAACACAAAGUAAGCCAUCUUGAUAAAGCUUAUUUGUGUACCGUCAAUAAGAGCUAGCUCAAUUUUCGAUGUUGAUAUUGUUUGAUUGAACAUCUUCAUUCCAGUUCAAACCUAUGAUCUCGCAGUUAUGUGUGAGAUUCAAAUGUAUUUUGUAAUUUCAUCUAUGAACAAGAGAAGUCCUUACUUGUUCAAAAAAACAAGAGGAAUCCUAAGCUAUGUUUUUUUAAUCAA
Messenger RNA from Medicago truncatula (barrel medic), 1234 nucleotides. RefSeq names its product peroxidase 12. The record is from RefSeq and is a predicted model, not a curated record. The transcript is spliced from 3 exons. The coding region runs from base 12 to 1016 and encodes 334 amino acids. Gene Ontology annotation, biological process: response to oxidative stress; hydrogen peroxide catabolic process. Gene Ontology annotation, molecular function: peroxidase activity; heme binding. Lineage: Eukaryota; Viridiplantae; Streptophyta; Magnoliopsida; Fabales; Fabaceae.